Messenger RNA from Cydia pomonella (codling moth), 3284 nucleotides. RefSeq names its product leucine-rich melanocyte differentiation-associated protein-like. Gene Ontology annotation, molecular function: protein binding. The coding region runs from base 505 to 1494 and encodes 329 amino acids. NCBI's taxonomy places the organism in Eukaryota, Metazoa, Arthropoda, Insecta, Lepidoptera, Tortricidae. Gene Ontology annotation, biological process: melanocyte differentiation. The record is from RefSeq and is a predicted model, not a curated record. The transcript is spliced from 6 exons.
AAUUACAGUAUUGCGCUUCAAUAGGAUCACCGAGUAGUGGCAGUGCCGCGUCACGGCGCAGAGGCCUCACGCCGCCACUUGUGUCCUAUUCAACGAUUGUUAGUGCCUAACCAAAUUGUUGCCAAAGAUAUGUAAUUUGUGCUCAUAUAUGUAUCGCGUGUUUGGAAUUACAUAAAAGAGAGAACCGUGGCUUGUGUACUUUUUGAGUCACAAAUCACGUGGCAAUCGUAAACUUUCAGCUAUUACUUGUUAUUUAUACGUAUAUUUUCGUAAGAUCUGCUGGGGUAUAAACUUAAAUAUUAUGAAAAAUCCAGCUAAAACAAUAAUGAUAACUUUUUGUCGUCAAAUUUCAUUCGCGGAAAAAUUAUAUUGUGUACAACAAACUCAUAGGGCAAAAACUGGUGGCUUUAUUAAACGUCGCGCACGUGUCUUGAAGUUUGAAGGAAGCAUCCCACGAGCUGCAAUACGUGUUUAAACUGUUCAAGUGAAACAUAAAAUUGCAAUAUGCUACAAACAACUACUUUAACGAACUUCCUAUCUGGACACUUCUAUACGAUCCUAAAUAUGGGCAUCGUCGUGUGUACGUUCGUAGAAUCUUAUAUGUUUCCGUUCGCUAUCAUCAAAUGGAUGAUAAUACUCGCCAAAUACAAAGACGUCGGGAAUUUGUUAAAAGGGUGUUUUGCGAGUUCUGUUACGCCUUCACGGUCGCGGUAUAAUUACACAUUGAAACUAAUGACUAUGUGCAGUAGUCAGAGAAUUGAGGCACAAACUGUGACGAAAAAUGAAUCUUAUGUGAGCGUUGUUAUGGAAAGCGAUAGAGGAGAAGCGUAUGAUGAUAUUCAGUUGACCUAUUGUGGACAGGAUUGUCAACGAAUACCUCCUGCGCUAUGGAAAAUGUACGGUGACAAAGUCAGAUAUUUAGACCUUAGCUACAACAGCAUCGAAACCUUGAAAGGCCUGGAGCAAUUCCCACGACUGGACGAGCUGAUACUGGACAACAAUGAGAUAGGGGACGGCGUCGGGUUCCCCUCGCUGCCUCAUUUGCGGACGCUCUCCCUCAAUAACAACCGGAUUACGGACCUGGAGGGAUUCGUGAAUAAAAUCAGUGAAUGCUGCCCGUCCUUAUCAUAUCUAAGCCUCCUUAGCAACAAAGCCUGUCCCAACCAACUUUCGGACCUUGAUAAAGAUGAAUCCGAUUAUCAAAGAUACAGAUACUUCGUAAUAUAUAAGCUGAGCAACCUACGCUUCCUGGAUUCCCGGCGAGUAAGCGCAAGCGAGCGCGCGCAGGCGGAGACGCGGGGCUCCUUCAUGCGCGUGCGGCGCCCGCUGCCCGAGCCCGAAGACACCAGGCCCCGGGCCGCGGGGAGAGUGCGACCUCUACCGGUGGACUUUAGCGCGUUGGGCAAACACAGAGGAGCCUACGGCAAAUGCAACUACAAGUACACCGGCAAGCACUCGGAGGGCAACAGGUUUAUCGUAAACAGCGACCUGUGAUAUCGACACUACCGUAUCACUAGAGUUGUCAAGUGAAAUUGAUUUUAGGGAUUUGGGGUCAUACAUACUUGUUUUAUAUUUCAGUGUGCAGUGUGAUGCGCGAGCAUGCUAUAGGUACUAGUAAUAUAGGGACAACACAUUUUGUAGACUAGCGGCCCGAAUCGAACUUUAAGAUACGUCAAUUAUUAGGUCUAGAUACGAUUAAAAGUGACGUUUUUGUUGGAAGAAACGUCACUUUUGACACUGGCAUAUCCAAUCCAUAUCGUAUCUAGAGCAUUGAGGUACUAAUCUAGAUCCCUAAUAUUUGACGUAUCUCAAAGUUCGAAUCGGACCAUGGGUGUAUAUUUCGCAUAAAAUCAGCAGUAAAGCAAAUGUUUGAUCAUUAUUACGUCCUAAAAUAAACAUCUGGCUUGGCCAAAUUUGGUUUAUUAUAGAGAUGGGCCGAAUAUUCGGUAAUUAUUCGAUAUUCAGCAAGUUUUCCAUUCUUUGUAUUCGGCUGAAUUAUUCGGUUUCAGUGCCGACUAUUUGGCAAAUAUUAUCAUUUUUUUUAACAAUCAGAUACACUCCAAAUUUUAUUUUAUAAGUUACGCUUCCGGCAGGACUUGAACCCGCAACCUCCGCAAUCCGUGCGUUUGCUCUUAACCAACUGAGCUACGGAAGCCUACCAGAACCUCGCAAAUCUUUCCAUACCUUCCCUUAUAUACAGGGUGAUCAAUCCAAAACGGUCAGUAUGGAAAAGUCAGUAACUCUGAGAGAUAGCCACAUCUGUUCUUAGGAAUCAUGGCUUCGAUUUUAAAUUUGAUAAUAAUGACAUUCAAUCUUUUUAUAUUUACUUAUACUUUUUAUAUUUAAUUAUGCAAAAAAAUACUAUCUACACGCGAAUACAUAAAGAUUGACCAGGUUCGAUUCCUGGUUAUGUAUGAGAGAUUAAAAAUGGAAUUGAAUUGAGUAAUUAUUAUUAAAUUUAAAAUCGACGCCAUGUUUCCUAAGAACAGAUGUGGCUAUAUCUCAUAGUUUCUGACUUCUCCAUACUGACCGUUUUGGAUUGAUCAACCUGUAUACACGCCUUUGGGGUGGCGUAGAGCAACAUCUACCGAAAAAUGAUAUUUUUUAUUUAUUUUAUUAUUUAAAUAUUAUGUUUGUCUUGCUACAACAUACGACACUGUAAAAAAAUUAUCCAAAACUUUUCAAUUAUGGAAGAUAUUAAGUCCAUAGCAUGUUUUGAUUAUUUAGAGAGUGAUAAGAUUUGUUUGCGAGUCCCUUGCCUUUUCACUUGUUUGUUUCUGGAGAAUUUUAUUGGUAGCGAGCGAUUCAUCCUUAGCUGAAUUCAAAUGUAAUUAAAGCGUUUUCAAAUUAUUUAUUAAACUUUAUUAUUAUGUUACAGAUGAACCGACUAAUUCAGCCGAAUAAGAGUUGAAACGAAAAUUCAGCCGAAUAUUCGUAUUCGACAAACUAUAUUCGGCCCAUCUCUAGUUUAUUAUUCAAAGUUCAAACGAAAAUUACUUCAGGCAUAAGGAAAUUAGGUGUACGAGAAUAUAAAUAAUUUUGUCUCUGUGGAAAGGUAUUUAAAAACCACUUUAUAUAAUUAUUUUGAGCAGCUGUCACGAUCUCAUUGCCAUUGUUAGUUUCUGAUCACAAGCUGCCACAUAGGAGCAUUUAUUUUAAUUGUUUGUUUUUUUAUUGUUAUUGUCGGAUAAUUUACUUACUAUGUAAGAAUGCGUGUAACGUACACAAUCAUGUUAUUAUGGAUGUAUGUUCAAUACUUACUUCAAUAAACAAAUUAUUCAUCA